This is a messenger RNA of Cimex lectularius (bed bug), 1266 nucleotides long. RefSeq lists its product as uncharacterized. Lineage: Eukaryota; Metazoa; Arthropoda; Insecta; Hemiptera; Cimicidae. Gene Ontology annotation, molecular function: DNA binding. The record is from RefSeq and is a predicted model, not a curated record. The transcript is spliced from 3 exons. Bases 151 to 774 code for a protein of 207 amino acids.
CAGUUCAGUCUCAGUGCAGCACUUUUGCCCUUUGUUUAUCCGAUGUGAAAAACGGAUCGGAUCCGAUUCCCUUUUGGUCCUUUCUUUUUUAACAACUGGCCGGCAUCUCUUCGGGACUUCCAUCUUUUCGCAGUUUGCAGACAUUGAAUUAUGAAAAUAAGAAGCAGCAUCUGGAACCAUUUCACAAAAGUAGGCGAAAAGGGCAAGUGCAAUUAUUGCAAUGCUCUACUCUCCAUGACCUCUGGCUCGAUGAGCAACCUGAAAAGGCACCUCAAGGCGAAGCACCCGCUCAUUGAUUUGCAACACAUAAAAGAGGAAGUGCAGGUGGCCGUAGAAGAAAUUGUACAGGAAAAGGUAGACGAAAUGAGCGACAGUGGCAAUAUUUCUCCUUUGAAAACAUCAGGUGUGCAUAUGUCGUGCCAAGAAGGCAAGAACCUGAAUGCUUUCCUUAAGAAACCAGACUUUGAACAAAAGCAGGAAAUGAACAAGUUGUGGAUUUCAAAUGGCCGGAAGUUCAUUAAGGGCAAAGACGACUACUCUAUCUAUGGGAAGAACAUUGCGAGCAGGAUGCGAAGAGCGGACAAAUCCCAUCGUGCUGUUGCCAUAGCCAAAAACCACAUAGACAAUGUAAUAUUCAAGCUCGAAAUGGGAGAUUUUGAUGAUCCUGUCCAUUCUAAUGAAAACGUGGACCAUUCUGACAACUACCCGGUCCUGGCUGAAUUUAUAACCGUGCGGACUGAAGUAGCUGAAAAUAAUGUGUCUGAAGAAAAGUAAAUAUUAAGUUUAAAUAAUUUAAAACCAUUUUAAUGACUGCUAAAAUCUUGCUCUUCUCUUUAAAAAAUUAAGGUUACAAUAAUGAUUCUGGUGUUCAUUCGAGUGAUUUUAUAAAAAAUUAAUUACUAACAAAUUUUUUCUUAAAAUUUGUUGACAUUAUAAUACUAUUUCUAUAUUUUCUUUUAAUUUUUUAAGAGAAGAGGAAAGGUUUAAUAUUGGUAUGUAUAUAUUAUGAAUCGAUGUUACAUUAAUAUUGAAAUGUAAAUAAUAAAAACCGAUUGUUCUCAAUAAAAAGUAAUAAUAAAAUUCUGUAAAUUCUUCUAAAAUAAAGAUAUUUUAAAUAAUUUAUUUAGGAACAUUUACCAAUGCCAUUCAAAUAAGGCACAACAAAAUUAAUUUUCUUUUUUAUGUGGAACAAUUGUUUUUUCAUUUUAACAAUUAAUUUAUACAGGUAAUUAAGUGAAAUGGAUCAACUUUUUUUGUAAAUUUAAA